CUUCGGUAUUCAAGUCCUGGGACUGGGAGGGAGGAAGUGGAAACGACACCGUCUAAUUCUCCUGCAUCUUCCGGGAAGAUGGGAAGUCUCUUCAUCUCCUCCAUGGCGUUAUCGCUGAUUCCUCUUCGGACCCGUCUUACAAUACCCAGUUCCCGGUCAGCCCUUCGCUUGUUCACCCUCGGACCAUCGAAGAUUCGGACGAAAGUCGGAGCUUUUGAGGGUGAUAAGAGGGAGAGAAAGGAAUCGAUGUUCAUCGACGAAAAUGGCGCCAUCGAGGACAUGGAGGGUUACCUUGAUUACCUCUCUCUCGAAUACGACUCGGUCUGGGACACCAAACCCUCCUGGUGCCAGCCAUGGACGAUAACACUAACGGGCCUAUUAGCGGUGGCGUGUAGCUGGGCGGUUGUGCGUUCGGUCUUAGUUACAUCGCUUGUGGCUGGCUCCAUAGGCGCGUGGUGGUUCCUUUUUCUUUACCUGUACCCAAAGUCGUAUUCGGAAAUGAUUGCUGACAGAAGGAGAAGAGUAGCAGAUGGUGUUGAAGACACUUUUGGCCAAAAGAAGAACUUGUAAAUCUCUCUCUCUCUCUCUGUAAAAAAAAAGGGAGAGAAGAGAACUUUUACUGCAGUACAUUGUUAAUUCUCACCUUCAACACAAUGUGUUCUUCUGUGAAAAGAGCAGUUACCUAACUGAAGUAUUUCUUUGUAAAUUCAUUCUCUUUGAUACAAAAUUUUG
This is a messenger RNA of Tarenaya hassleriana, 732 nucleotides long. RefSeq lists its product as uncharacterized. Gene Ontology annotation, cellular component: chloroplast. Lineage: Eukaryota; Viridiplantae; Streptophyta; Magnoliopsida; Brassicales; Cleomaceae. The transcript has 3 exons. Bases 79 to 570 code for a protein of 163 amino acids. The record is from RefSeq and is a predicted model, not a curated record.